Spea bombifrons (plains spadefoot toad) is the source of this 801-nucleotide messenger RNA. RefSeq names its product NPC intracellular cholesterol transporter 2 (gene NPC2). Gene Ontology annotation, biological process: intracellular cholesterol transport; cholesterol efflux. Lineage: Eukaryota; Metazoa; Chordata; Amphibia; Anura; Pelobatidae. Gene Ontology annotation, molecular function: cholesterol binding. The record is from RefSeq and is a predicted model, not a curated record. Bases 144 to 605 code for a protein of 153 amino acids. The transcript has 5 exons.
CCCACCCACUGGAUUGCUAUUGGCUCCUCAACAAGUCCCCACCCAUCAGUCGAGCUGCCAAUCUAAACACGUCAGAAACCGGAAAUCACAAGACUCGGGAGAGGAAGAGAAAGCAACAGAAGACGGAGAGAGAAACGGGUGAAAUGGCUUUGACUCUGUUGGCUGUCUUGGUGGCCGUUGCUGCUUGUGCCCUGCCCGGGGCUAUCGCCGAGCCGUUGGUGUACAAGGACUGCGGUUGUGUGAAAGGGACGCUGGUCACCGUGGAUGUAUCUCCGUGCCCCAAGCAGCCGUGCCCACUGGUGAAAGGCGAAACGUACACCGUCAACGUGACCUUCACGAGCAAAGAAGACAGCACGAAUCUGACGGCCGUGGUCUACGGCAUCCUGCUCAAGGUUCCGGUUCCGUUCCAGAUUCCGGAGCCGGACGGCUGUAAAAGUGGGAUCUCGUGCCCAAUAAAGAGCGGCCAGACUUACACCUACCUCACCAAACUGCCCAUCAAGAAGUCCUACCCCAGCCUGAAGCUGGUUGUUCGCUGGAUGCUGCAGGAUGACAAUAACCAGAGCUUGUUCUGCUGGGACAUCCCGGUGCAGAUCACGGACGGCUGAGAUUAGUAGGGAUGAAGCAAUGGUUUCCCGGCCAGUCGCUCUCGCCUGCUCCUCUGACUGCCGUGCAGUUCUAACGCUCGCCUUUUCUGAUAAUUAAUAACAUUUCCAGGAAGCGCUCGUUGUUUUUUUUUUUUUUUUUAAUGUGUUUUAAUAAAAUCUCGAUUAACAUGUCUAAGCCAAUAAAGAAUCAACUAAC